Messenger RNA from Galeopterus variegatus (Sunda flying lemur), 4192 nucleotides. RefSeq names its product G protein-coupled receptor 155 (gene GPR155). The record is from RefSeq and is a predicted model, not a curated record. Bases 608 to 3226 code for a protein of 872 amino acids. Gene Ontology annotation, biological process: transmembrane transport; intracellular signal transduction. Gene Ontology annotation, cellular component: membrane. Lineage: Eukaryota; Metazoa; Chordata; Mammalia; Dermoptera; Cynocephalidae. The transcript has 15 exons.
AUAACCUCAAGUUCCUAUAAGGUAGGUACUAUUAUUGCCAUUCUACAGAUUAAGAAAGUAAGGCCCAGAAAAGUUAAAGUUAUUGGUUCAAAGUUGGUAAGUGCUCUACUAUAUUCUUCUUUCUAUCCUAUACUCAAGUAUGACCACAGGCUUGAAAGGACCCUCUGGUCCCAGUGUGACUGCUUGAGGUAGCCCUGAGAACUUCUGAAAUUUUCAGCACGUUUGGAUACAGGUGGGUAUUCAGCAGAGACUCUGUGGGCCCCAUGCUCUUAUCCAGUCAGUGGUGCCUGAUUGUGGAUCACCGGAGAACUGCACAGAGCAUCAGUGCAGCUGUAAUAUCUGUGGAUCUCAAUUUACUCAUGCCUGAUACUGAAUAUAGAACAACAAUGUAAAUGUUUAGCUGACCUAUCUUUGACAGUAAAGAGGUUGUUUUUAGCAACCUCCCACUUUUUUUUCAUUGUAUUUUUCCCUGGUGGUAGCCAUUCAAUAAGUAAAUCAGUCUAGGUUUGCCAAUGUAUCAUUUCAAUUAGAAUUUUUAUUGACUUUGACCCUGAAUCUUUCUUACUUUCUUUCCAGAAAUCUGGUUGGAGUUGGCAAGUGAGAGAAAAUGAAUUCUUUUUCUCAUUUACCUGCAGAGAAUUUAACUGCUGCAGUUAAUAUGACCAAGACUUUGCCUACAACAGUAAUUCAUGGAUUUAAUUCCACCAAUGAUGCACCUUCAAUGGCAAUAACAAGGCUUUUUCCAGCCUUACUAGAAUGCUUUGGCAUAGUCCUUUGUGGCUAUAUAGCAGGAAGGGCCAACAUCAUAACAUCAACACAGGCCAAAGGACUGGGAAAUUUUGUCUCUAGAUUUGCACUUCCAGCUUUAUUAUUCAAAAACAUGGUUAUACUUAAUUUUUCCAACGUGGAUUGGUCUUUCCUAUAUAGUAUCUUAAUUUCCAAAGCUUCUGUAUUUUUUAUUGUAUGUGUAUUAACCUUAUUGGUUGCCAGUCCUGACAGUCGAUUUAGCAAAGCUGGACUAUUCCCUAUUUUUGCUACACAGAGUAAUGACUUUGCAUUGGGAUACCCUAUAGUUGAAGCUUUAUAUCAAACUACAUACCCAGAAUAUCUGCAGUACAUUUAUUUGGUGGCACCAAUAUCUCUUAUGAUGUUAAACCCUAUAGGGUUUAUCUUCUGUGAAAUCCAGAAGUGGAAAGACACUCAAAGUGCUUCUCAAAACAAAGUAAAAAUUGUGGGACUUGGAUUUCUGCGUGUAUUACAGAACCCGAUAGUAUUUAUGGUCUUCAUUGGCAUUGCUUUCAAUUUUGUUCUUGAUCGAAAGGUGCCUGUAUAUAUAGAAAAUUUUCUUGAUGGACUCGGAAAUUCUUUUUCUGGAUCAGCCCUAUUUUAUCUUGGUCUUACAAUGGUAGGAAAAAUAAAGAAACUGAAGAAGUCAGCAUUUGUUGUACUAAUUCUUCUCAUCACAGCUAAACUCCUGGUGCUGCCACUUCUGUGCAGAGAAAUGGUGGAACUCUUGGACAAGGGUGACAGUGUAGUGAACCAUACAAGUUUAUCGAAUUAUGCAUUUUUGUAUGGUGUCUUUCCUGUAGCACCAGGAGUGGCUAUCUUUGCAACACAGUUCAACAUGGAAGUAGAGAUUGUAACCUCAGGGAUGGUAAUAAGCACAUUUGUGUCUGCUCCGAUCAUGUACGUUUCUGCCUGGUUACUGACCUUUCCCUCCAUGGACCCUAAGCCAUUGGCAUAUGCCAUCCAGAAUGUUAGUUUUGAUAUAAGUAUUAUCAGCUUGGUCUCCUUGAUCUGGUCUCUGGCUAUUCUUCUUUUGAGUAAGAAAUAUAAACAGCUUCCUCAUAUGCUUACAACUAACUUACUCAUUGCUCAGUCUAUUGUCUGUGCUGGAAUGAUGGUAUGGAAUUUUGUUAAAGAAAAAAAUUUUGUUGGACAAAUUUUGGUGUUUGUUCUAUUGUAUAGCUCCCUCUAUAGCACCUACCUGUGGACAGGUCUUCUAGCAGUUUCCUUGUUUCUUUUGAAAAAGCGAGAGAGGGUACACAUUCCUGUUGGAAUCAUCGUCAUCGCUGGCUGGGGAAUUCCUGCUGUCCUCGUUGGUGUUCUCUUGAUAACUGGAAAACACAAUGGAGAUAGCAUUGAUUCAGCCUUCUUUUAUGGAAAAGAGCAGAUGAUCACCACUGCAGUCACCCUGUUCUGCAGCAUUCUGAUAGCUGGCAUUUCACUCAUGUGCAUGAACCGUACCACCCAAGCAGGACGCUAUGAAGGUUUUGACCAGUCUCAGAGCCACAAAGCAGUGGAGCCUGGAAACACUGCUUUUGAGGAGAGUCCAGCGCAAAUAAAUGAACCAGAACUUUUUACAAGUUCUAUCCCAGAAACAAGUUGCUGCUCCUGCUCCAUGGGAAAUGGUGAAUUACACUGCCCAUCAACAGAGCCAGUAGCAAAUACAAGCACCAGUGGGUCUGUGACUCCUCCAUUUGAGAAAGAUGAUCAUUGUGUGAGUCGCUGUACCUCCCAGAGCUGCAUGUUAGCCCAGGAAGAAGAGCAGUAUCUACAGAGUGGAGACCAGCAACUGACUCGACAUGUGUUCCUCUGUUUACUUCUCAUUAUUGGCCUGUUUGCUAAUCUUUCUAGUUGUUUGUGGUGGCUAUUUAAUCAAGAGCCUGGAAGACUAUAUGUUGAGUUACAAUUUUUCUGUGCCGUGUUUAACUUUGGCCAGGGUUUUAUUUCUUUUGGAAUCUUUGGAUUGGACAAACAUUUAAUCAUCCUACCUUUCAAAAGAAGACUUGAAUUCCUAUGGAACAAUAAAGACACAUCAGGAAAUAGGGAUUCUCCUGUUUCUGAAGAAAUAAAAAUGACCUGUCAACAAUUUAUCCAUUAUCACCGUGACCUCUGUAUCCAAAACAUUGUCAAGGAAAGAAGGUGUGGUGCAAAGACUUCUGCUGGGACCUUCUGUGGCUAUGACCUGGUGAACUGGCUAAUUGAAGUUGGCCUUGCCUCUGACCGUGGUGAAGCUGUGAUAUACGGAGAUAGACUGGUGCAAGGCGGAGUCAUCCAACAUAUUACCAACGAAUAUGAAUUUCGGGAUGAGUACUUGUUUUACAGAUUUCUUCAGAAGAAUCCUGAACAGAGUCCUCCUGUUAUUAAUGCAAACACCUCGCAACAAGAAAGAUAUAAAGAAAUUGAACAUUCAUCCCCCUCCUCACUUUCCCGUAAGACCUAAAUUAUGAAGGGGAGAACCCCAUAAGGAAUCAUGUUCUAGUCCCAGAUGUGUUACAUUUUAGCUGUGUGACCUUAGGCAAGUUACAACCUAAGCCUCAGUUGCCUGUUCGACAAAAUUUGACAAGAUGCAUUCCCACCCCAUGCUAAGGGUCUGUGAUUUUAUGUGUAUGUAAAACACAUAGGAAACCAACUUAGGAAAAAGAGAAAACCAAAUCAAAAUUUGAAGUUCUGAUAAUGAAUAUAAUAAUUACUGUAAAUAAUACUAAUGUGCCAACAUUUUAAAAUCAUUGCUUUCUGCAUCUGUUUGCUAUAAUUUCAAAAUCAACAUCUGAUUAACUUUUCCUUUAAAUUGCCACUUGCUGGCAGGAAGUGGACCUUAAAUUAAGAUAACUUUACAUUUAUUUACUGAUAGCACCUCCUAAAAAAGAAUGUUAAUGGUUCUAAUAAGAGGUUCUUAUUCUUUUUAUUUUUUCCAUUUCCUUGACAAGUAGUACUCAUUUAAAAACCACAAGCAUUAUUUUUUUAAGGUUUGUCUUUUCUUUCUUUUCUAUCCAAAGUACUAGUAAGCACCAUUAGGAAGGGAAUAAAAACCUCCAUAAAUAUUAUCUCCACAGUCCUUCAACAGAAAUAUAAUCUGAUCUUUAACUUUUGUACUACAAAUAAUAAUUUGGGCGGAUUCAUUUAAAUUUUAUCAACAAAACUACUGCCAUGUGAUGUAUUGUUUCUGGUAUUUGCACACAGCAUCACCAUGCAGAAGGAUAACCUUUCUAUUUUAUUCUCUGAAGUUAAAACAAAAACAAAAACCCAAAACCACUAUAUAGUUGAAGCCAACAUUUUAAAAUCUAAAUGUAGCAUCUGAUUGUUACAUUUAGAAUUCUUAUUAAACGUCCAUGUAUAAAAAUCUAUAAAUUUUUAAAUUACUAAAUGUUGCCCUCUCUCAGUCCAUUUAGGCUGCUAUAACAAAAUA